This is a messenger RNA of Cladophialophora yegresii CBS 114405, 264 nucleotides long. RefSeq lists its product as uncharacterized. The coding region runs from base 1 to 264 and encodes 87 amino acids. The transcript has a single exon. Lineage: Eukaryota; Fungi; Ascomycota; Eurotiomycetes; Chaetothyriales; Herpotrichiellaceae. The record is from RefSeq and is a predicted model, not a curated record.
AUGCCCCCCUCAUUCACAUCCAAGGCCCUCCAAGCCACGGGCGUGCUCACCUUUUUCGGCCUCGCCAGCUUCACCGUGUGGACCAAGCACAGCCGCUUCAGCACGCCCCGGGAAUUCAACCCGGCGACGGACGCCCUAUUUCAGAGCGAGUGGGUGAGGAAGUUCAAUCCCCGGAACCACGCGGCGACCUAUGAUGAGUGCGUGAGGCGGAUUGGGUUGCAGAAGGUGCGGGCUGAGUUGGUGGAGGAUGCGCAGAGGGGGUGA